This is a messenger RNA of Biomphalaria glabrata, 5235 nucleotides long. Its product is annotated as ankyrin-1-like. NCBI's taxonomy places the organism in Eukaryota, Metazoa, Mollusca, Gastropoda, Planorbidae. Bases 403 to 4377 code for a protein of 1324 amino acids. The transcript is spliced from 3 exons. Gene Ontology annotation, molecular function: protein binding. The record is from RefSeq and is a predicted model, not a curated record.
AUUUUGUACACAUUCUGUUGAAGUUACAGUCUUGAUACUUGCUUGUAAAUAAUUGCAUUGCAUCAACGAUUCAGCGUUUCAACAUUGACAUCUAGAUCUAGACUACACUCUGAAUCAGUGUUUCAGAAGUUUUUUGAUGAUAUUCCUGAAGAAAUGCAGCUGCACUUGGUUUUAGUUUCAUUAGUGACACAUUAAAACAAGAAAUAACUUUCAACCUUCGCUAGGAGUGCGUCACAGACAACACAGAGUUAUGUCCCACGUUGUACUGUGUUUCUUUCAUUUAGGCAGCUAGUUUGAUCUAGUGCAAAUAUAAGGAAGGAUAGUUUGAAGGAUUCCAGCCAAUGGACAGGAGAUACAAAUAGCCUGGCGUCUAUACACAAUCAAAGCUCACGAGACUCGGACAUGGCCUAUCCUAACAUCUGCUAUGAGUGGACAGCCUUGCUGUUCGCUGCACGUGCUGGCGGCUUAGAAGCUGUCCAGAAGCUGGUGGAUCAAGGCUGUGAAAUCAAUGCUAAGGAUGUAUCAGGGAUAACGGCUAUCAUGCUGGCCAGCCAUCACGGACAUAGAUCAAUAGUGUCGUAUUUGAUCUACCAAGGUGCAGAUGUUAACUGUCAGACGUUUGAUGGGUGGACGGCGUUAAUGAGUGCUGCACAGAAUGGACAUACGGAUAUAGUGGCACUGUUGAUUAAUAACGGAGCGGACGUCAACUUCAGGAGAAAUGAUGGGUGGUCCGCUCUGUUUGGCGCUUCACAAAAUGGACAUUGUCACGCAGUCAAGCUAUUAAUAGAUUCUGGUGCCAUUGUAAAUGCCAAGGCCGCCUAUGACAUAACCCCGCUAUUUUUAACCUCGCAAAACGGACACAUGCAAACAGCUGAUUUAUUGAUCCAGCACGGUGCAAAUGUCAAUGACAGCUGUCAUCAAGGAUGUACAGCGCUGAUGACAUCUGCUCAGUAUGGUCACAAUGAUGUCAUACAGUGUUUGCUUCAACGGGGGGCAGACGUUGACCAGCGCAACGAAUCUGGCAUCUCGGCAUUAAUGAUAGCAUCACAUAGCGGCCAUGCUGCUACAGUGGACCUACUUCUUCGUAGCAGUGCAGAUGUUAAACUGACUGACCUCAAAGGGCGAACGGCUUUAUUUAACGCUGCACAGACAAACAAGACAAGAGUGGUUGAGUUGCUGCUUCAAUCUGGAUCUGACGUCAACCAUCAAGAUAGUGAAGGAAAAACUCCACUAAUGAUAGCUUCCCAUUUAUCUACAAUAUCAAUACUGCUUCAGUAUAGAGCAGAUAUAAACAUUUCUGAUAUCAAUGGGGACACAGUACUGUAUAAUGCUCUCGAACACAGUUUAGUUGACAUCGUAGACGAGAUCUUCAAGAAUGCUGCCAAUGUGAGUCUGAGUGAGGUCUACCACGAACUGGCUUUGAAAAGAAAGAUGGAUGAAAACAAGUUAAUUAAUGUCGUGAAAGUUGUUACUAAACGUGUAGGCAGUGUUGAUGAUGUGUCCCGGUGUGGACUGAACGCUUUAAUGAUAGCUUCACAAGUUGGGCACGCUCUCAUAGCUCAAACUCUUCUUGAACUCGGAGCCGACAUUGAGAAGAAGUCUUCCUGGGGAUCAACAGCUUUAAUGAUUGCAGCUCAGCAUGGCCACGAGAACAUAGUUAAGCUGUUGGUCGAGAACGGAGCGAACUGUCAUGAGGUCUCUCAGUCUGGAGACACCGUCUUGAUGAUCCUUUGUAAAAUGGGCUGUAAUGAAAGUGUCAAGAGGUUAUUGAGCUACGGAGCUCAGAUCAAUGUGGCUACCCCAAAAGGUUGGACUUCGUUACACAUUGCUGCCUUGAAUGGACAUGAGAGUACAGUUGAGCUACUUUUAGAAAAUUUAGCCAAUGUCAAUGUACUUAAUAUACAGGGCUGGACGCCCCUAAUGAUGGCCGCUUAUUCUGGCCAUUUAGAGACGGCUCAAUUACUCACCAUGUAUGGAGCGGACAUUAAUGCGUGUAGCACCAAUGGUUGGACAGCACUGAUGAUCGCCAUUGAAAAUACUUGCAAUGAGACCUUACCGGAUUCUUAUAGGAAAACAUUAAUGAGUGCCCUGAACAAAAUGACUCUGAACGAGACACAGACACACUUUAAGAAACGACAUUACGAUAUAGUCAACAUGCUGGUAAAGAGUGGAGUCAGAGUAAACGCUUCAAAUCAAGAUGGCUGGACUGCAUUAAUGAUCGCGGCCAAAAAUGGACUUUACGAAACUGUCAAACUUCUCCUGCAAAACGGCGCUGACGUGAAACUCUCAAAUAAACAAGGCGUGACAGCUCUUGGUAUAGCAUCAGGCAAUGGGGAUGAGAAGAUAGUUGAACUGUUUGGUCAAUAUAUCAGAGUUUUGUAUGGUAAGUCUCAACCUGAAAAUACUGCUUCACUUCAAGCUUUCAAAAAUGUAGACUUCAUCCCAUGGGAGGUAAUUCUUCAAUCUAAAGCACGAUCUGAACAUUCAAAGGUGGACAGUAAUACACAGGGAUUGAACCCAAGAUCAACAAGGACGCUAAAACUAUUUUCCCGAAAUGGCCCUAGCCUGAAUGUAUCAAAAAAAGAUUGCUUCUCAGCGCUCCUGUUGGGUUCACUCAAAGGUCAUACAAAACUAAUAGUGUAUCUGCUAAACUCCGACAAGUCACUUGUUAAUAAGUGCAACAAAAAAGGAUUGACGCCAUUAAUGGUGGCUUCGUACAACGGACUGCAUGAAACUGUACGCCUGCUUGCACAGUUUGGCGCGUUCAUUAAUGAGCGCAACAUCUACGGCUGGACAGCACUUAUGUUCGCUUCUAAGAAUGGACAUACUGGCACUGUCCAAAUGUUGUUACACCAAGGCGCUAGUGUGGAUCUAAAGAAUGAACACGGCUGGACGGCAAUGUGCAUUGCCUCUAAAAACGGACAUACAGAAAUCGUGAAGUUGCUUUUAAAAGCCCAUGGCGACAUGAAGGCCUCAAACAAAUCCGGCUUCACGGCACUGAUGAUAGCAGCUGAAAAUGGACGAAGCGAAACUGUGCGUUUCUUAUUAGAGUUUGAAGUCAACUUAGAGAUCUGCAAUAAUGAAGGUCUCACAGCAUUAAUGUUGGCCGCUCAAAAUGGGCAUAAGGAGACAGUCAAUCUUCUACUAGAGAAAGGUUCAAAUGUUAAUUUCUCCGGUACAGAUCACAAAACAGCUCUGAUGCUGGCCUGUUUGAAUGGUCACAAGGAGAUAGUAGAGGUACUGGUUUUAAACGGAGCAUUAAUUAAUGAUUCCAUGAUAAGCAACGGAUGGACCGCACUGAUGAUGGCUACUCGAAAUGGACAUGCCUCUAUAGUACGAUUGCUGGUCAAGCAUAAGGCUAAUGUCAACAGUGUUGAAAACUUGGGAUGGACACCACUCAUGAUAGCUUCUUAUUAUAGUCACAUAGAAACUGUUGAUAUACUUUUAAAAUCAGGGGCGAAAACCACUGAGGUCAACAAGGAUGGCUUAACUCCCCUGAUGAUCGCGUCUCAGAAUGGCCACAGUACUAUAGUAAAGCUACUCUUGCAAGGGUUUGAAAAUGUGAAGUGGUCCGAAAAGGAAAUCUGGACAUCUCUAUUGAUAGCUAUCCAAAAUGGUCAACUAGAGACGGUAAAGGCAUUGAUAGUCUCGGGGGCGCCAGUGAACCCGCCUUACAGCAAUGGAUGUACGCCACUUAUGAUAGCUGCUUAUAAUGGUGAUAAUCAGUUAGUGAGUCUUCUUGUGCAGUCUGGAGCAAACAUUAACCAGACUAGCAGAGACGGCUGGACAGCGCUGAUGUUUGCAUGCCAAAAACCACAAGCAUCAACGGUCCAGUUGCUAUUGCAGUCAGGAGCUGCUAUGAACUUGUCAGACAAGCGAGGCUGGACACCACUCAUGAUAGCUUCGCAGUAUGGACACAUCAAGACAGUGAAAGUGCUGCUGGACUACGGGGCGCUAGUGAAUGAAAAAAACGAAGAUGGCGUCACCGCUUUGAUGUUCGCUGCCUACAAUGGGCACCCAAGCAUUGUAAACAGUCUUCUGAAGUCUAAGGCUAGAUUAAAUGAAGUAAAUAUUGAAGGCUGGACAGCAAUCAUGAUGGCAGCAAAAAACGGAUAUUACAAAAUUGUUAAAACAUUGUUAGAGUCUGGAGCAAGCACGAAGCUAAGAAACGCCUACCAUAUGACAGUUCAGGACUACGCCUAUGACAACGGGAGCAGGAGAUUGAUUGAACUUAUAGAAAGUCACGAUCAAAAAGAAACCAGAGAAGCCAUCGAACCACUGACAUCUACAGACGAUUUAGGAUGUAACAUUCCAAUAUUUCUAAUGGACAGUUCAACUCUGGACCACAAUGGAGGACUACAAGGCAUGCGUUCUUAGCACGCUAAUGUACGGCAGUGAGCCAUGGACUACUUACACAAAACAAGAGAGAAAACUAAACUCAAUCCACUUGCGCUGUCUCUGAAAGGUAUUAAAAAUAACAUGGAAAAAAGAGUGUGCAAUACUGAGAUGCUCGAGCGAACGGGCCUUCACAGCAUCUUUACUGUCCUCAGGCAACGCCGCCUGCGCUGGCUCGGACAUGUUCACCGGAUGGAGGACAAUCGCAUCCCGAAAAUCAUUAUCUAUGGGCAACUAGCGUCUGGCUCAAGAAAAACUGGUCGCCCCCACCUUUGUUACGUGGAUGUGAUAAAACGGGAUUUAAAAUCAGUGAACAUUGAUACUGACCAUUGGGAAGACAUAGACCUAGACCGCACUAGUUGGAGAGAGACAGUGACCAAGAAAGAUAUGGAUAGCGAGAAAACAUGGGCCUCAGCUCUCGAAGAAAAAUACGAAAAAUGGCCAUCUCCUCUAUCACCAAAGCAAAAGCCAUUUCGACCUGCAAUAUAUGUGGAUGGGAGUGUCUCUCCAAAAAAGGGCUUCACAGCCACAUGAAAAAGUGUUCGAGAUGAACCAUAGUCGUUCUACGACUAAAAGAGGUCAAUGAUAGUGAAACUUAUUUUCUUCUUUUACAGUUUAACUCGGGAUCUACAUAAAAUCAAGAGAUUCAUCAGCAGACUUUGAUGAUCCUUGAAACCAGAGAGACGACAUCGAGAUAAAAUGUCACGUGCAAUUCCUAUUUAACAGUGUCAUGUACAUUGCAUCAUAUCACCGUGCUAUAUUUAUUUAUUUAUUUAAUGUUCUGAUCAAAUGUAUAAAGCCAAAUGAAUUGUUGACAAAAAUAAAAUCUCUUCAAUUCGA